CAAUGUAUUCAUCAGCACCGCUGCAAAAUCUUUCCAUGAUCAGUAAUAUCGCGACAUUCACUUACACUCUUACACUGAGACGCGCCCGGCUGCCCGUUUUUCCAAGCGCGCCUCUGUUCAUGGUUGCAUAGCAACGUCGGCCACGCGAGUGAUUGUGGAAAGGAGAAAGCGCGGUACGAACUGCAAAGUCACUGAUCUGCAGCUAGCUGCCGCUUAUUAGCUGUUAUGUGGCGACAUUUACCAGGAGUGAGCAAACCUUUAAAACGAAAACCCACAGACGAAAAGGGGGACGAAUUACAUAAAAAAAGAAAGUUUUGUGAGAAAUGGAGGUUUGGAGAGAACGGAGUUUCAAGAGGCUGGCUACAAUAUGAUUCUGACGCGGUCGUGAUGAGUUGUUCUGUGUGUCGCCAGUAUGCUAAAGAUAAAAACAGAAACAACUCAUUUGUCAUCGGAAAUAAAACGAUGAAACUUGAGAACAUUCGUGACCAUGAACACAGUAAGUGUCACAUUGCCUGCGUGUCUGUGUCUCUGGCUCAAUCUGAGCCUCUACUCUCGAAAACUUCUGUGACAGCGCUAAUGGCAAUGUUAGAGCAGACCAGCAAGAAGAUGAAGCUACUGUUUAGGACUGUACAUGCCAUUGGCAAGAAGGCCAGGCCACUUUCUGACUUCGAGUGGAUGUGCGAUUUGGAUGAACAAAAAGUACUUUCUGUGGGGUCAACAUACAGAAAUGAGAAGCAGGCCAAAGAGUUUAUGCAUUAUAUUGCAGAGGUGGAGAGAAACAACAUCAGAGGAAAUCUAAAAAACACAAAAUUUCUCUCCAUCAUGUCUGAUGGCUCCACAGACAGCCCUGUGAAAGAGGAGGAGUUAGUGUAUGUCAGAUUCUGUCACAAGGGCAAGAUCGAGUCUAAGUUUGUUGGAAUUAAUGCAGUGGAGAAGGCAGAUGCCGCACAUAUAAGUAAAGCCAUCAGUGACAUCAUGGAGGGAGUGUGUGAUGAGUGGGAGAGCAAGUUGGUCGCUCUGGGAACUGAUGGAGCUGCUGUUAUGACUGGAGCCAAGAGUGGUGUGGUCAGCCGGCUGAAGGGGGACAGGGCCUACAUCAUCGGUAUCCACUGUAUGGCACACCGCCUUGAACUGGCCUUUUCUGAUGCCAUCUGUUCCAACGUGAUGUUUCAGAAAAUAGAAGACCUCCUCAGUGGGCUCUACACAUUCUACCACACCAGUUCGCUGAACAGGGCAAACCUCGUAAACAGCUUCCAGGCUCUUGGGCACACACCACUGGUGCCCACCAGAAUUAGUGGGACUCGAUGGGUAGGACACCUAUUGCGUGCCCUUGAUCACUUUCUGCGAGGUUACCAGGGGCUUGUCCAGCACCUGGAACAGAUUCAAUCUGCUGAUGCCCAAAAUGUCAGAGUUGUCCAGCAAGCCAAGGCCAGGAAAUACUACAGUACUGUGAGGGAGGCUGUUGUUGUCCGCUUCUGUGGCUUCCUGCAUGACACACUAACCCACCUGAGCAACCUGUCUGCCUGUCUGCAGAGGUCCACAAUCACCAUAGCAGAAGCCCACAGCUCAUUGUGCUCAACACAGGCCGUACUUAAGAAGUACAAAUCCAAAAAAGGGCCCAUGAUGAAUGCCACAAUGGGCAACAGCUAUGAGGGAAUUUCACUGACCAGAGGUGACAUAAAGACCCACGUCGUCUCACAGGACAAAAUGCUUGACAGUUUAGUGAAGAGUAUGACUGACAGGUUCCAGGAUGCCAGUGUAGGGGUCCUGUGUGCAACCAAGCUGGUCAGCUUCACCAACUGGCCAGAGUCAGGAGAUGCAGUAGCAGAUUUUGGUGACUCUGAACUGGAAACCUUGGUGGACCACUUCAAGCCCGUCCUUGAGGCCUCUGGCAUUCAUGUUGAAAGAAUCCCUGACCAGUGGACAGUCCUGAAGGUGCUGAUAUACCAAGAGCCUCAGUCCCUGGAGAAGAUAUCUUGGUUCCAUGUCAACAGGAUCCAUCAGCAUUCCUGCCCUGAUUUGCUGGCAUUGGUUGACCUUGUCCUGUCCUUCCCUGCCUCCACAGCAGAAUGUGAAAGAGGUUUUAGUACCAUGAAACAGGUGAAAACCGAUUGGCGCUCUAACCUGAAGUCUGAUACAUUGUCAGAUCUCCUUAUGGUCCAGCUGUCCUCUCCAGAGAUCAGGGAGUAUGAUCCAAGCAAAGCUGUGAUGCUGUGGCACCAAAACUCUGUUAGGA
Micropterus dolomieu (smallmouth bass) is the source of this 2236-nucleotide messenger RNA. Its product is annotated as zinc finger protein 862-like. Lineage: Eukaryota; Metazoa; Chordata; Actinopteri; Centrarchiformes; Centrarchidae. The transcript is spliced from 5 exons. The annotation marks the transcript as partial. Gene Ontology annotation, molecular function: protein dimerization activity. The record is from RefSeq and is a predicted model, not a curated record.